Messenger RNA from Mobula hypostoma (lesser devil ray), 5505 nucleotides. RefSeq names its product zinc finger protein 335 (gene znf335). The transcript has 28 exons. Gene Ontology annotation, molecular function: RNA polymerase II cis-regulatory region sequence-specific DNA binding. Gene Ontology annotation, cellular component: nucleus. Gene Ontology annotation, biological process: positive regulation of transcription by RNA polymerase II; positive regulation of neurogenesis; brain development. The record is from RefSeq and is a predicted model, not a curated record. NCBI's taxonomy places the organism in Eukaryota, Metazoa, Chordata, Chondrichthyes, Myliobatiformes, Myliobatidae. Bases 536 to 4393 code for a protein of 1285 amino acids.
CACUGAUUUUUAAUUAAUAUGCUUUACAACAGCCAAACUUAAUGCCACCGGAUUCUGAACUUGUCUCUAACUUCGCCCAGCCCCUCCCCCCGGCAACAACUCUCCUGACGUCAGACGCACGGACGCCUCGACAUGAGCGCUGCUGCACCGCGUUACCGCACCGAUCCAAUAUCCGCAUCCGCCAGUCCAGAGAAAACAUAGUUCCAUCAUCCCCUUUCACUUUGUGGCAAAGCCUGUGGAAAGUUGAGCCGACACCUCCCCGGGUCUCAGCGGCCCCAGGACGGAGGAUGUAGGUGGGCAGCCCGAGCCCCCCGGCUGCGUCCCGUUGGCGACGGCACCGGUCCUUACGCUGAUGGAUACAAAAGAAGGCCCAGGGAGUGAGGCGGCAUGGGAGGCGAGAUGGCGUCUUUCAAGAUUGCCGUGUUAUUUGUGUAGGUUUGUGGGCAGCUCGGGCGUUGUGGCGCCGCUCCUGUACUCAGUUAAUUUCACGUUCUCCUCGGCGACGGGGCCAAGACUCCAGUAGAAGGGGAGCACGAUGGAGCUGGAGGAGAACGCGGUGCAGAGCAGCAGUGACGCUGCUCCCUUGGGCCAGGAAGAGCCCUCUGAGAGCGGCAUGGUGGUGGAGACGUCUGAGGCUGUGUCUGCAGACAGCAGUGACACAGUAACUACCCACGGCAUGGGGUCUGAGGCAGACAACAGUUCUGGCAUUGACUCGGGCGUGGGCCAGAGUUCAGAAGAAUCCAUGGAGGUGGUUCCUGAAACAAGUUCCAGCACAGAUGUCAUCACCGUUGCUCACCUUCCAGAUUCCUCAUCUAUUGCUCAGUCCACCAUCGUAUCCAGUGUCUCCACGGUGACACAGUCCAUCAUGGUGUCUGAGUCUGGCCAAGUUCUGGUCCAUUCCAGUGUUGCACCUGAUGGAACCAUGAUCGUAUCUGAUUCUACUGCUUCUACAUCCUCCGAUCUUGGCUCAGCUAUUGAUAAAAUUAUUGGACCUGAGGCCAUGCAAAGUUGUAUCGCUGUAACGAGUGCGGGAGAUGAAGGAGCUGAAGCCACUCAGUACCUUGUACUGCCAGGCCCUGAUGAUGGUGGUCCCAUUGAUUCACAAAUGUCUACCUCCGAGAUGUCCAGCUGCAGGCUUUCCAACCUUUCAGGGGACGGGUUGGCAGAGGGGCCAACGUCUACUUGUGCGGACCAUCUUGAACAGCACGACCUGUCCAACUUGGAGGACAUGAUGGAAGUGGUGGUGGUGCAGCAGUUCAAGUGCAAAAUGUGCCCGUACAAAAGCAUUUCAAAGGAUAACCUUAUCAAUCACAUGAAGGAGCGACAUCUCAACAUUGGAGGCUUCCUGUGUAAAAAGAGAGGACGAGGACGGCCAAGAAAGCAGAGUGCCUCACCAAGAUCAGAGGAAGUGAAAGGCCAAGAGGACAAGGAACAAGAGCAAGAAGAUGAGGAGGAUGAUAUUGUGGAUGCUGGUGCUAUUGAUGACCGAGAAGCCGACAGUGAUUAUAACCCGGCGGAAGAUGAGACACGUGGAAGGCAGCUGAACUACAGCCGCAGUGUCACCACUUCAACCAGUGAUCGGCCUCGCAGGCGGCCGGGGAGGCCUCGCAAGGUUUUGCACACAGAAGCGACAUCUGCGAUUGAUGGAGCAGAAGUUGAGGCGCUUGUUACUUCUCAGUCCAACCCAGCGGAUCUGCAGACCUCUGAAGCUGCCAGUUCCACUGCCCAAGAGAAUGGGGAUGUCUCACCCAGCGAGGUAGCAGAAUCCGGGGUCAGCCAGUCCGAUUCUGAGAACAAAGAUCCAUCAUCAAACACCAGUGAGCCAUCUUACAAACACAUGAGAAGGCGAGGCCGCCCACCUAAAAGGUUCGGAAGGAGGAAAUACAGAGGGUACCUGGGCCGCAGAUACAAUUACUAUAGGUCAAGCAAGCCCCUGAUGAGACCCCAUCAUUGCCGGAUCUGUGGAUCCCGUUUCCUAACACAAGAAGACUUGAGAUUUCACAUUGAUUCUCAUGAAGGGAAUGAUCCAGAACGUUUCAAGUGCUUGCAGUGCAGCUAUCGUUGUAAGCGGUGGUCAUCACUCAAGGAGCACAUGUUUAAUCAUGUUGGAACAAAGCCAUACAAAUGUGAGGAAUGUGAUUAUACAAGUGUUUACAAGAAGGAUGUUCUCAGGCACUCUUCAAUUCACACAAAGGAGCGAAAGAAGAAAGCUGACUUGGUGCCCAAGGUGAAUUCCUACCCUUGUCCUGUUUGCUAUCGGGUCUAUCCCAUGCAGAAGAGACUAACGCAGCACUUGAAAACGCACAGUGCUGAGAAGCCCCAUAUGUGUGAUAAGUGUGGAAAAUCAUUCAAAAAGAGAUACACCUUCAAAAUGCAUCUACUAACCCACAUUCAAUCUGUUGGGAACAGCAGAUUUAAGUGUGAGUUCUGUGAUUACAUCUGUGAAAAUAAGAAGCUUCUUCUCAAUCAUCAGCUUUCACAUACAACAGAUAAACCAUUUAAAUGUGAUUUCUGCAAGUAUUCCACUAUCAAAGAAGACUUCCUGGUUUCUCACGUUGCCAUCAAACAUACAGGUGAGAAGCCGUUUUCUUGUGACCUAUGCCAUUUCAAUACGAAACACAAGAAGAACCUGCGACUUCACGUUCAGUGUCGGCACCCAGAAUACUAUGAAGACUGGUCGAAGAUCCAUCCUGAAGAGCCUCCACGCAGGCGCCGGCCAUUCUUCACUCUGCAGCAAAUUGAAGAGCUGAAGCAACAGCACGAGCAGAUGCAGUCUACACAGGAGAGCAUCCGGGACACCAUUAUGCCCCUGACGUACCACACUGUUCCAGCAUCAAUAGUCAAUCAGGAUUCCUUGGGAACGGCUACUAUCAUUUAUGAACAAGGUACAAGUGAAUCAUCGGAGAUUGCAGCACAAAAUGCCUUGGACCUCUUGCUGAACAUGAGUACACCAAGAGAGCUUGUUACAAAUUCACUACAGGUAGCAGUAUUCAAAUCAGACAAUGCAGUCCAAGACCAGCCCUCACAAGAAUCUCAAGACCAAGAGGAGGAGCAGUUGACCAUGUCACCCCAACACAAAAUCGUUGCACUUCAUGUGGGUGAACACGGUGAGACUGUGGUCCAGGAGAUGUAUGAAGCUACAACCAUUGACAGCUCUGGAAUCCCACAGGUCACCAUUAGCCCUUACACCAAUGGCACAGAAUACAAUAUUGUCACACCGGGAAGUGAGGAGAUGCAACACACCACAGUGUACAGUGGCUCUACUGGCAAUGGAGAUGUGGCUCACACUGUGUUAGUCAGUGGUGAUGAGUUAAAACAACACCAGGGUCGCUUUAUCAUGACGACAAACCUGCAGGGCAACCAGUUUCAGCAGAUUGAGUUUGCAGGUAACAUCACAUCUCCACAAGUUGAUUCAAACCUGCAGUCAUCAAUGAAGAAGUUCUCCUGUAAAAUAUGCACAGCAUCAUUUCAUGGCCGAGCGGAGAUGGAGAGCCACAAGAGAGCACACGCAGGCGAACAUGGCUUCAAAUGUCUUGAUUGUAACUUUGCAGCCAGCACAUGGCCAGAAGUUCGUGAUCAUAUGUUGCAGCAUUCCAACUUAAGACCUCACAAAUGUAACCAGUGUAGCUUUGCAUCCAAGAACAAGAAAGAUCUUCGACGACAUCUACUCACACAUACAAAUGAGAAGCCUUUUGCCUGCGAUAUUUGUGGACAGAGGUUUAACCGAAAUGGCCACCUGAAGUUUCACAUGGAGCGACUGCACAGCUCGGACUCUCAGAAGAAGCCUCGGCAGCAACAUGUCAUUCUUAAUAGUGACGAUGAAGCUAUCGCUCUGCAGACAGAUGAUGCUGUCAUUUCAUCAGAUCGAUUCCAGGCCUUGGCCCAGGACCAUAUCAUUGUUGCCCAGGAGCAGUCUAUUUCUGACCAGGAUGAGACAACGUAUAUACAACACAUAACGUCUGACGGACAAACCGUUCAACAUUUAGUGACAGGAGAUAACCAGGUGCAAUACAUAAUUUCACAGGAAGGUGUACAGCAUCUUGUUCCACAGGAGUACGUGGUUGUCCCUGAUGGCCACCAUAUUCAGGUUCAAGAUGGUCAAAUCCACCACAUACAAUAUGAAUCAGAUCCACAGAUACAACAGGUCUUGGAGGGACAGCAGAUUGCAGUGAGCCACGAUGGACAGAUCCAGUAUGUGCCGAUCACCGACCGACAGGCGGAACUGGAGGCCGCUGCACACUCGGCAGUGACAGCUGUAGCAGAUGCCGCCAUGGCUCAGGUCCAAGGGAUCUACACCACUGAGGCUACCGAGGAACAAAUCCAGCAACUUCAGCAGCAGGCAAUCCAGUACGAGAUGGCUCAUGCAGAGGUCAUUACGUAUUCUGAAGACUAAUACACUGCAGAAGGAGCAGAUGAAGACUCGAGCACUUUUGUUUUUGAGCAAGAGAUGGGAGAAAGUGAGGCCAGGAGAUGGGGGAGAAAACAAAAUGACGUACUUUUACUGCCUUUAACAAUGACUUGGUUUGCUCCUCAAAUUGUCCUCACCAGUUUUUGCAUGCAGUGAACAAAUGAAAAGUUGAUUUGUACAUCUCACUUCCAACCAUCGACCUCAUCCUUUCCUUGUCUACAGGGCCUUUGCAGAUUGGUCAAUGGUUAGACCAAUGCAUAAAACUUGGUACUGAAUCUUUGCAAAAAGCCUGAAAUGCAAAUUUUAAAGUUUAUUAAAAGGUUUAGCACAGUGUUUAAAAUGGACUGAUGAACCUGUGUGUUUAUAAAAGAAAAUCUAAGAAUUCCAAGCUUCCACCUCGAGAAAUCACACAGAUCUAUACAUAUAUUUAAUGUAUGUGUAUAAAGAAUAUAUACAAAAUAUUAUGUACAGAUUAUAGAAUGCCUGCAGGUGAAUGACAAUGUGAAGAUCUAGUCGAGGAAUUCAGUUGCUUGAUCAUUGUAUUAUUUGUCAUUGCUUCUUGUUUUCCAUUUUAAUAUAUAACAGAUGCUCAAUUUAAAAAUAACUUGCCAUUGUAGCAGUCUAUUGUGAUGUGAAUAUUGUUUCCAAGAUGGAAGGACAAACGUGUUCAUGCUGUUUAGUCUCUUGUUUUAUUUGCAGGAACUUAUAAUUGUAAGAAUGCACUCACACGAUCCAAUUUUAUUUUUUGGAGUGAUGAUUACUGAAAACCUGCAACAUCGAUUAGCCCAUAAACACCUUAAAAGUCCAGCUUCAAACACAGCUGAAUGCUGCAAGAGAUUUAAUAAGUGCUGUAAAUCUUGAGAAACACAUACAAAAUGGAGGAAUUCGGCAGGUUAAGCAUUAGGGAGAGAAAAGUUGACUCUGAUUUCCUCCAUCGAUACUGCCUAACCUGCUGAGAUCCUCCAGCAUAGCACACUACUGGCUUGGGUGAUUUCAACAGGGCAGCUAUUGAUUCCUUGUGGUGGGGGGAAAAAUGUGAAAUAAAAUUUGGUACCAAUAAUAAACUCAACAUAGAAAUCUCACAUGGGAAAACUUUC